AUGGGUUCGCGGCCUGAAAAUCAACUCAUUCCCGCGACACCGGAAGAGUCGUUCUCCGGGACCACUAUCUUACCGUCAGAGCCCGACAGCGACUCCAAGCUGGAGGUGAUGAUCGAAGCUCUCCCGGACUUGGAACGUACCGCCGAGAACAUGUUGAAAUUUCUAGUGCCCAACUCUGCGGAAUUGUCGAGGAUUGUCCGGUUGGCCAAGUCUUUGAGUGAUCCCUUCAACACCGAUAGCAUGCGAUUCAAACGCCAUAGAAGGAACCUCGAAGAAGAGGAACAGCACUUUGGCCAACAGAUAUACAUCGAUGUCCGGAUGGUCAACGAUCUCUUCGCAUCAUCAGACAAGGUGGCUGAGAAGCUGUAUGGGAUGGACUGCAGUCUAGCCCCAUUUCUGCAGAAGGCCAACUGCGCAAGAUUUGCGCUUGAGGUUCUCCUGGCCAGACCCGGUUCGAGCCCGUCCCCUAAUGAGGCAAUCAGCGUUCUUGAUGAGGUUUUUCCAUCGCCUUUCAUGGACAGGCUAGUAUCGGCGGACCAGACCCUACUUCCGGGGGAUAGCGCCUUGGAAAGGGAAACAUUCGACCUUGCCUUGGAAAUUCGUACUCAGCAUGUCAUCAUGCAGUUGGAGGAGCGUCAGCAUGAUCCUGACUCCGAUCCUUUCAUGGUGCUGGAUGAUGGUUUCUAUGUUGAGCUGGAGAAUGAUGGGGAUUCGUCCAACCCUGUCCAAUGGGCUUUCCGAGGUUUCGGAACGGAGGCUCUGGCGGGUCCAAAUGGAGAGAUUCCUCCAAAGCUUGCAAGUCAAGUGGAGUAUCGGUACAGAGAAAUGCAGGUUUGGCUCCAGCCAGAAGACAACGUGUUUGACAUUGAGGAACUCAAACGAGAGUACGGAUGGCGAAAGUUUGUUGCGCGGGCUGCUGAUUGGGUUUGCAAACGGAGCGAUGAGAUCGAAGCCGUUCUAGAGGGACUGAGUUUGCCAAGUAGUAGGAAGAUCAAGGAUGCAUACUUUGCGACACCGAAGACACGUCAUAGUCUUGGAAGCACGUUGGCAUCGACGCCUAGGACGAGGAACUCAGCAACACCCUCGACUGCUCGACGGCUGACGCAGUCGACUCACGGGACUGCCACUACGAGAGAAGCUUCGCGUUAUGCUGCCUUUACGCCUUCGCUUGCCCGAAAUGGCUUGCGAACUGGCCGCGGCAGCCUGGUUUCGGAGCGAAAUGCGCGAAAUACUGCGACUCCUUCGAGCUUGCGGAAUGCGUCUUAUGCCGUACCCGAAACUCAGCAGGUAGAGGGAAACCCGAAUUGGGGUUCUACAAGCCCCGAAACCCGGAGAUUAAUGCAGUCCGAAUCUCCUCUGAGGUCGUCUGCAAGGCCUUCGCAGAAUGUCAUUCAACCCUCAGCCGAGCGAGAGCAGGAUCUUCCUAGCCCAGAAGUUCAAGGUCAAGCUCAGCCAGAAUUUUCGACUCAAUCACCCAAAAGUGUUCAUCAGGCUGGAAACAGGGACGGCUCUACUACGCUGCACGUCGAAGAGCAAACCGAGGAACAGCAGAGUGCUCCCUUGGAAUCUGUUGAACCUGCUACGUCUCCCAUGCAUGCACGACCAGUAUCUGACGCUAAUGGACUGAAGACAAAUGCUGGAAAUCCUGUUGAAGCUAUCCAGGCUAGCGCCGACGUUCAGCGCAGUACUCUCAGAAAGCCUCCUCUCGUCGACCAAGAACGGCGAAAACCCUCUAAACUCAAACCGACCUUUUUGAACUUGACGUCCAUCGAUCGACUAAGGCAACGACAACAGCAAGUCAACGCUAUGACCAAGGAACCCGAGAGUCUCCAGCAGUCGGAGCCUGUCCAGGUUGCAGAUACUUCCGCAGCGAUUCAGUCGACCUCGGAGGAAACAGCUCCAGAAUCUCCUGAGCUACAUUCUGCCCAACCAGCCCAACGCUCCGACAAAGAGCAGUUCGGGUCGGAAAAGACUGUUGAAACUUGCCUGCCAGAACCCCCGAGGGCAGACACCCCGGAACCGGCUCAAGAGAAUCCUUCCGAGGUACAGGCGUCGCCUGAUAUGACCUCUACAUUUGUUCAGGAUGAGGUCGGAUUCGAAGUAACCCAUGGCCAACUGGAUAUCGAUCCCGGGGAGUCGCAACUAGAGCGAUCACACAGUCCCUCAUUUGUCCGCCACUCUCGUCCGCCCUCCCUUCGGGAGAGGGCAACACAACAAUCCAGCCGCGAGAAUGCACAGGAUGCGGACGAUGAUCUAAAUGAGGCAUUGGCAAUGUACCAUGCGGGGGCUCGGCAGGCUCAGGCUGCGCCCCAGAGCUCGCGUGCUCUGUUUAUUGACCGCCAAACGAAUGCCGAGCGCGUAUCCCCCAUCAGUCAAGGACUGGAUCCCCGAAGCGUCGAGCGGCGACGCGCCGAAGUCUCUCGCAAGCGUGGGCGAGAGCUUGAUGAGGUUCCGGAAAGCGAUGCCGAAUUCGAGCACGACGAUCGCGAAGUGUCCAUCGAGCGCCAACGAGCCAGAAAGCCAAUCCAGCCACGCAGCAAGCGUGCCCGACUAGAGACGCAGACAACAGACGCGGUGGGGAGCUCUAGCAAACAGUCGACUCGACUCAGCCCAGCGCACCCUCUAGACUCACCAUCGGAUCCCGCUCAGGGCACUUCUACUGCGAGAAAAAAGAGGGUAAACAACGGAAAGCAAAGUAAGGUAUAUUGGAAAGACACCGAAAAGCAGCGAGUUAUACGAUUGAUCGAAGAGUAUGGACAUCUUAGAAAAGGCAACAGCUGUGAUUGGAAAAAUAUUCACAAGAUGAACGAGAUCGUGCCGGUGCUACCGGGUGAGAAACGAUUUGAAAACAGAGACCCUACCCAUAUCAAAGACAAAGCCCGGAAUAUCCGGCAGUGGUACGAAGAUCGAAACCUCCCACUUCCCAAGAACUUUGAAUUCGUCACCAUGAGCGCGAACUAUUACAAGAAAAGAGAACCACGUCAGCGGGCAAGUUCUGCAACUGUCGCUUGA
Molecule: messenger RNA, 3012 nt
Organism: Aspergillus saccharolyticus JOP 1030-1
Lineage: Eukaryota; Fungi; Ascomycota; Eurotiomycetes; Eurotiales; Aspergillaceae
Exons: 3
Coding region: 1-3012 (1003 amino acids)
Source: RefSeq, a predicted model, not a curated record